CGGAGGGGAUGGAAAUUGGAAUUUACAAUUACGAGGCCGUAAAAACCAGUUCUUCAUUCGUUGUUCCCAGGAGGAAGCAAACAUGCUUGACAAGCCCAAGCCACGCCACACAGGAUGGGCCGCGAAAGGGAAUUCUAGGUUUUGCAGCGCGGAUCGAAGCUCCGGAGCGGCGGCAAGGGCCCCGCCGGCUGAUCGCAGCGGGGGAGCACGCAUUGGUUCUUGUGUCACAUCGCAGCAUCGCGGCCAAUCCCGGCAUUGUGCUGGUAAUCUCCGCGCCUAGCAGCUAGCGCGCCUAGAUGCUAGCGCGCUCGCGGCGGCCUGGGAAUCGAUCACUCCCCUAGGCUAGGGUUUUCUCGUCCGAGACUGGAUUCCUAGCGCGCUCUAGUGCGCGCGUUGGCUCUUUGUGGAGCUCCAGCGCGAGGGAUUGGCACAGGGAUUUCCCGACCGAGGACAAAAGGGGCUAAAGCUAAAGGGAAGAGAGGAGGAAGAACAAGAACAAGGCAGGGAGAGAGAAAAGAAAAGAUAUUAGGCCAACACACAACACUGUCACAGAGGAGGUAUUGGCGAUUUUCUUUUGGGGAUCGAUUUGUCUCGGCAGUGGGGGUGGGGUCGUGAGAAUUGGAAAAGCUGGGACGAGGGGAAUCUUUUUUUUUCGUGAGUGGAAUGCUAAUACACACAGGAGGAAUGAUCCUAGCCACAGCAACGUUGGGUCGUCUUUUACAAGUACAAGCCACUUUUGUUGGAGUGUUAUAGAAGAGGCAGCCAGCCCAGACGCAAAAAAAAUCCAUCCUCGAGCUAUAGCAGCGGCAUUCUCUUCCAGCGACAGCGACCUCCUCCUCCUCCUCCUCCUCCUCAUCCUCUUCUCGCAGGACGAAAAGCUUUUUCAAAGCUUCUUCUUCUUGGCUCCAAAGUUCCAAGCUUUGUGAGCUCCAAGUUCCAACUUGGGAGGAGGAUUGGGCUUCAAGGAAGUUUGUCCCCGCUACAUCUCCAGUCAACUUUUACAGACAACUUCACAGAUCUGACGGGGAAAGAUGCCGCAAAGUUUGAGAUUCUCGUGCUUCGCGGCGGCACUGUGUGGAACAUAGUCGUGAGGGGGGGAUUUAAGUCGCCAUCUCUCGCCAGUAUGCAGGGGACUUUGGUGAAUUGGAGGGGUCACGCAUAUAUAUAUCAAGUGGAGAGGAGGAGAGAGGGCAGCGUAAAUAGCCGGCAUUGCCCGUGAGCUCCUCCAACAACCGCUGCCUCGUCGGCACACACUCUUUUUCUUUCGCACCGAAAGAGAUCCCGCUGCCUUGAAUUUUUCUCCGGGAGUGGGAGCCCCGCUCUGUCACAAAGCACAAAGAGCGAGCAGCGGCCAGCAGCAGCAGCGAUGAAGUACAUGAAACUUGGAUCAAAGCCGGACAUUUUCCAAAGUCAUGGCAGUGUCACGAUUGUUGUGUCAGACCUGACCAGCGAUGUCUCGGUGGAAGUCAAUGGAGCGAGGUUACUUCUCCAUAAGUUCCCUCUUCUAUCAAAGAGCGGUCGCUUGCACAAGCUUGUGGCAGAGGCCCGUGACAGUUCGAGCGAGGAAAUCCCGCUGCCGGAUUUCCCUGGCGGAGCUGAAAUCUUCGAGCUGUGUGCCAAGUUCUGCUACGGUAUCACAAUUACACUCAAUGCCUACAAUGUGGUGGCAGUCCGAUGUGCGGCCGAGUACCUCGACAUGUCCGAAAGCAUCGAAAAGGGGAACAUGAUAUUCAAGCUUGAAGUUUUCCUCAACUCCAGCAUCUUUCGCAGCUGGAAAGACUCCAUCAUCGCACUCAAGAGCACGAAAGGAUUGCUGCCGUGGUCCGAGGACUUGAAGAUUGUCAGCAGAUGCAUCGACUCAAUCUCCUCAAAGACGUCCGUGGAUCCGUCCAAGGUGGAUUGGUCUUACACCUACACGAGGAUAACUCCAGCCGAUCAAACGCCCGCAUCCGGCUCGGCAUGGAACUCAUCGCACAGCCGGAGGCUCCAGCCGGUUCCGAAGGAUUGGUGGGUCGAGGAUGUGUGCGAGCUGGAGAUCGACUUCUUCUGGAGAGUUAUGCUGGCCAUCAAGGCAAAGGGACGGAUGUCACACGAGCUCAUCGGAGAGGCUGUCCGGAUUUAUGCCUACCGCUGGUUGCCGGGGCUUUCCAAGGAGCAGAAUCUCAUCGAGAGCUCCAACAACUUAGGAGGCGGCGGCAUUGCCAACACAAGCGAUGACUUUGCGGAGACAACGGCAAAGCACAGGCUACUUUUGGAGACUAUCGUCAGCCUGCUUCCACCCGAGAAGGCGUGCACGUCGUGCAGCUUUCUCCUCAAGCUUCUAAAGGCUGCGACUAUGUAUGGUGCUGCGAGUUCCGCGAAGAACGAGCUGGCCAGGAGAGUCGGGCUCCAACUCGAGGAGGCAUCCGUCAGCGAUCUGCUUAUACCAUCGGUCUCGUAUUCGAGCGGAUCGCUGUACGAUGUGGAUCUCGUGCAGCGGAUUGUGGAGAACUUUCUCAUGCAAGACCAGAGCCCGCCGAUGAGCCCGAGCCGGGCUCGGAUAGCUCACGAGCGGAGGAGGACGAGAUCAGCAGAGAACCUGGACUUUGCGGAAAGUAGGAGGUCAACAUCGGCAACUCACAGCGCAAAGUUGCGAGUUGCGAAACUCUUGGACGGUUACUUAGCGGAGGUUGCCCGCGACGCAAACUUGCCGCUGUCAAAGUUUAUGGCGCUCGCGGAGGCCAUUCCGGAUUUUGCUCGGCCCGUGCACGACGGGAUCUACAGAGCCAUCGACAUCUAUCUCAAGGAGCAUCCAAGCACCGGCAAAAGCGAGAAGAAAAAGCUGUGCAGAAUGAUGGACUGCAAGAAGCUAUCGAUGGAGGCUUGCAUGCACGCGGCACAAAACGACCGCUUGCCACUCCGCGUGGUCGUCCAGGUGCUCUUCUUCGAGCAAGUCCGCGCGGCCGUGUCCGGGGGCCUCAUUCUCAACGACAUCCCAAACAACAUUAAGGCGCUGCUACCGGCACAGGACGACAGCAUCGUGGAGGCGAUGCAAUCGUCGAGCACCACCGACGACAACUGGGACGCCGUCCACCACGACUUCAAGGCGCUCAAGGGAGAUCUGGCCAACAUGAAGCAGCGGAUUGCCGAGGCCGAGAGGGAGCGGUCGCAGAUCGAAGUGGACGUGAUAAAGCAGGGGAGCAACAACAGCACCGCCAAGUCGUCGUCCAAGCGGCUCUUCUCGGGCUCCAGGAAGAUGCUGACCAAGUUCUUUAGCACCAAGCUGGGCAACUCGGAGACCACGUCCAAGAGCUCGGACAGCUCGCGGAGCUCCGGUAGCCCCGUCUCGGGGACCGUUUCCAGCGGCAAAACGUCCGUGGCUCGCAGAUAGCAUUAUGCAAUUUAAAUUACAAAAACCAGAAAUAAAUUAUGUUCUACUAGAUAUAUGUAAAAUUACAAUCUAUGGCGUGCUAUUUGUA
Messenger RNA from Selaginella moellendorffii, 3458 nucleotides. Its product is annotated as BTB/POZ domain-containing protein At1g67900-like. The transcript has 4 exons. Gene Ontology annotation, molecular function: protein binding. The record is from RefSeq and is a predicted model, not a curated record. Bases 1367 to 3370 code for a protein of 667 amino acids. NCBI's taxonomy places the organism in Eukaryota, Viridiplantae, Streptophyta, Lycopodiopsida, Selaginellales, Selaginellaceae.